GCAGAGGCUUAUGUAAACUCUAGUGAAAAGCACAGGAAAGAACAUCACAAAGUGGGCCGAAAUGGCAGGUUACCAUUUCAGCGGGGCUGGUUAUUUGAACAGCUCUGUGAGAAGAGGCGGCUGCGGCCGACGUUUCUGCGUCCCCGGGGCGGAUGGUGGGUUCUGUGUGUUUCCCCCAAAGCUGAGCCGAGCCGAGGGCCGGGCUGUACCUUCCGCACCACUGCAGAACGCUCCCGCUGACGUAACCGCAUCCGUCCCCGCCGUGUCCCCACCGCCUCCUGUCUCCUUCAAAGCAGGACCAAAGUGGGUCAGGCUUGGACGGCGAUCUGAAAGGAGAGAGACGCUGCAGCAGAGGUGCAGGCAGGAGCUGUGACAGCACCGAGCUGGCGCGGGCCCUGCGCAGGCCAAGCUGCACCAACAAGGUUUGCAGCCAUUUGCUUUACAGAUGCAAAACUGAGGAUUUUAGCACUUCUGGCCAUUCAGUCUUCCCAGCCAGUAACUGCCGCGGUGGAGGUGAGCACAGGGAUGACAAUUACUGGCAACUGGUUUAUCUUACACCAUCCACCCACACCACAAAGCCCCAGAUUAGAAAGCAUGUCUCUAUAUUUAUCACGAGGCUCGUCUCUGCAGAAACCAAACUCUUAUUCCGGGGUUGCCCUGUCACUUCUACGAGCAGCAUAAACCAUCAGAAAAGGGUUUCUCAAUCUCCACUGAGGCGAAACAGGCACAUAAGGAUUGAAAAACAAACACUAAAUCAGCAUCUCGUGGUUUCUGCUGUGGAGCACCCUAUGCUCAAGUGUUUGUGUUGCACGUGGGAGGCAGCUGGCACGAAGGCACGUGCUUCCCGGCGAUGCUGUGCCGACACCGCAUGCCCCUGCCUGCCCGCAUCCGGCUCAGGGGCAUAAUGACCAUCCUGGACUCAAGACUUAGGCCAGAGAAUCCUAAUUAGCGCUGGCAUCGCCUGCCUGCGAUGGCUUUUGGGUGUGGAUCCACCCGGGCCGCUGCCAGCCGCAAGGGCUGCGCAACCCUCCCGAGAGCUGCGGCCGCGGGCAGGGGCUGCAGGCAGGAGCUGUAGGCAGGAUAUGCAGGCAGGGGUUGUGGGCAGGGGACGUAGGCAGGGCUUGCAGGCAGGACAGGAUACAGGCAGCGCCAUGGGCAGGGAUACAGGCAGGACUGCAGGCAGGGAAUAUAAGCAGGAUCACAGGCAGGAUUACAAGCAGGGAUACAGGCAGAACUGCGGGCAGGAUGGCAGUCAGGAUGGCAGACAGGAUCGCAGACAGGGUUGCAGGCAGGAUGGUGGGCAGGAUGGCAGGCAGGGGAUAUAGACAGGGAUACAGGCAGGAUGGUGGGCAGGCGAUGCAGGCAGGAUUGCAGGCAGGACUAGAGGUAGGAAUAGAGUCAGGAUGGCAGGCAGGGAUGCAGGCAGGAAUAGAGGCAGGGAAUGCAGGCAGGGUUGCAGGCAGGAUGGCGGGCAGAGAAUGCAGGCAGGAAUAGAGGCAGGAUGGCAGGCAGGGGAUACAGGCAGGAUUGGAGGCAGGACGGCAGGCUGGGAUACAGGCAGGAAUAGAGGCAGGACGGCAGGCAGGGAUGCAGGCAGGAUGGCAGGCAGGGAUGCAGGCAGGGACACAGGCAGGACGGCAGGCAGGGAUGCAGGCAGGAAUAGAGGCAGGACGGCAGGCAGGGAUACAGGCAGGAUUGGAGGCAGAACAGCAGGCACGGAUACAGACAGGAAUAGAGGCAGGAUUGGAGGCAGGACGGCAGGCAGGGAUACAGGCAGGAAUAGAGACAGGAUUGGAGGCAGGAUGGCAGGCAGGGACACAGGCAGGAUUGGAGGCAGGACGGCAGGCAGGGAUACAGGCAGGAUUGGAGGCAGGACGGCAGGCAGGGAUGCAGGCAGGGAUGCAGGCAGGACGGCAGGCAGGGAUGCAGGCAGGAUUGGAGGCAGGACGGCAGGCAGGGAUGCAGGCAGGGAUGCAGGCAGGGAUGCAGGCAGGGUUGCAGGCAGGCAUGCAGGCCUCUCCGCGCCUGGCCCCGCCCGUGACGCCGCCGUGGGCCGGGCCGGCCGGGGACGCCGCCCCGGGCUGGGCGGUCGCCGGGGCCGGAGCGGGGCCUGCGCUGGCGGCCGGGCCGGGCCCAGAGCAGCCGCCGGAGGAGCCGCCGGGCAGCGGGGCCGCGAACCCACGGACCCGCGUGUGCCGAAGCGGCGGGGAGGGGAGGGGGCACCGCCGCGUCCGUCCCCCCGCGACCGCCGGCGCCGCUGCGGGGAGAGGGGGCAUUUUCGGGGAGCGCCUUCCAUUUAAGACGGAAUAAGGAUUUCCGAGCCGCUCGGAAUCGGCCACCCGCGUCUCCCGCCGCCCCGGUGCGGGAGCAUCAUGUCUGCCCCGGAGCAGCAACAGGCGCAGCCGCCCCCGGAGCCCGGGGAGCCGGACCCCGCACACGGGUACGAGCCGGUGGCCCCGCACUGGUUCUACUGCAAGGUGACGGACGGCAGGGAGCGGUGGGUCCCCUUCAGCGCCCAGGACUCCGAGCGGCUGGAAGAGGCGCAGGGCUCAGGGAGAGACAAAGAAGAUCUGGUUGUCCCAACGUCGGGGGGUAGGUACGAUGUGCACCUGAAGAAGAGGCAGCGUGUUGCGGUGUACUGGGAGGAGGAGGUAUCUGAAGUGCGUCGCUGCACCUGGUUUUACAAGGGAGACAAAGACAACAAGUAUAUUCCCUACUCAGAGACCUUCAGCGAAGAACUGGAGGAAGCUUACAUGAUUGCUGUGACCCUGGACGAGUGGAAGAAGAAACUGGAGUCCCCUAGCCGGGAAAUCAUUAUCUUGCACAACCCAAAGCUGAUGGUGCACUACCAUCCGGUUGCCACCUCCGAUGACUGGGGCUCAACUCCUACGGAACAAGGUCGACCUCGGACUGUGAAGAGAGGAGUAGAAAACAUCGCUGCCGAGAUCCCCAAUGGGGAGCCUCUGCAAAUCGAUCACCUGGUUUUCGUGGUGCACGGGAUCGGCCCAGCAUGCGACAUUCGGUUCCGGAGCAUCGUCCAGUGCGUGAACGACUUCAGGAGCGUUUCCCUGAGCAUGCUGCAAGCGCACUUCAAGAAAGCCCAGGAGCAGCAGCAGAUCGGCCGGGUGGAGUUCCUCCCUGUGAACUGGCACAGCUCCCUCCACUCCACCGGGGUGGAUGUUGACCUGGAGCGAAUCACUUUGCCGAGCAUCAAUCGCCUGCGUCACUUCAUCAACGACACCAUCCUGGACGUUUUCUUCUACAACAGCUCCACCUAUUGCCAGACCAUCGUGGACACGGUGGCGUCCGAAAUGAACCGCCUCUACCAGCUCUUCCUGCAGAGGAACCCCCUCUUCAAAGGGGGGGUCUCCAUUGCUGGGCACAGCUUGGGGUCGCUGAUUUUGUUUGAUCUCCUGACGAACCAGAAGGCUGCUCCCGAGGAGGACGAGCACAGCGAGGAGGGGUCCAGGGCAACCUCAAGCAACAGGGGUAUCGAGGAAGUAAAAGAAAUCCUGAAGAAGCUGCAGCUGUCCGAAUAUUGUGAUGUUUUUGAGAAGGAGAAAAUGGACAGGCAAGCACUGUUCUUGUGCACAGAGAAGAACCUUAAAGAAAUGGGAAUUCCCUUAGGACCAAGAAUGAAGAUACUACAUUACAUCAGCUCCAAGAUGGAGAUGCAGGACCAGAGCGCAGCAGGUCCCAGGCACAGCCGGGAGCACCGAGCAGAGCCUGGGUCCCCAUCGCAGCACAACCCAGACAGCACAGACGAUGGUGCGAAUUGCCAGUACCGGGAUGUUGGCUUAGGACAGGUCUCAGCAAACUAUCCUCAGCUGAACUACAAGCCCACCAUCUUCUUUGCUUUCGGGUCUCCCAUUGGGAUGUUUCUCACGGUGCGAGGAGUGAAGCGGAUCAACCCAAACUACAGCCUACCCACCUGCAAAGGCUUCUUCAACAUCUUCCACCCUUUUGACCCGGUGGCCUACAGGAUUGAGCCCAUGAUCGUCCCAGACCUGGAGUUUGAGCCCAUGCUGCUGCCUCACCACAAGGGCAGGAAGAGAAUGCACCUCGAGCUGAAAGAAGGCCUGACACGCAUGAGCGUGGACCUGAAGAACAACUUGCUGGGGUCCCUGCGGGUAGCCUGGCAGUCCUUCACGCGAGCCCCGCUGCCAGCCGUGGAGGGGGCGAGUACCGAGGCCGAAGGGGAGGCAGAGGCCAGCGCGGAGAAGCAGCCAGAGACAAAGGCAGAAGAGCCCCCCGCAGCAGUGAAGGAAGAGGCCUCCCUCAUUAACGUGGGGAGGCUGAACGGAGGGAAUCGCAUAGACUACGUGCUGCAGGAGAAGCCAAUAGAGAGCUUUAACGAGUAUUUAUUUGCACUACAAGGGCAUCUCUGCUAUUGGGAGUCAGAAGACACCGUUCUGCUGGUUCUGAAGGAGAUAUACCAGACACAAGGCAUUACGCUGGAUCAACCUUUGCCAGGAAGCCAGUGACCAACCUAUGCUGUUCUGGCCAUUUGAUAUCCAAUUCAACCAAGCACUCACCAGGAAAGUCCAGAUUUCUUCUCUGCCUUCCUCUCUCCUCUGCUGCCGUGUCCCCCGCAUGCUGUUUCCCAAGUACUUGCUGCUACCUGGAGAUAAGGAUGAUUUUCCUCCAUUUUGGGUAGGGGCUGGGGGGAAAUAUAUCAAAGGAAAAAACUUCUGCUCACACACACACACAGCACUUGCACUAUGACUCCCUGUGGCAAGCUGUAUUUUUAACCCUCCACCUUGUAAGCAAUCACGCUGGCUCCUCUAGCACCGACGCAGAGUAGCUGCCUGGGCGAGGAACCGCCACCGAGGGCCUGACCCUGCUCCUGGCACAGUGAGGAAACUCCCAGCUUGGGACCUUGAAGAAUAAAAGCCUUAAACAUGCAGCGUGGAGAGACCUAUAGCAGCCUUGGCGAGCGAAGGAGAUUGCUGACUUCUCCCUGCUGUAACAGAGCACCGGGCGCGAGGACUGCGGUCUUUGGGAGGGGAAGCGCAGGGCACCGGCAUCUGCUGUGAAGCGAGCAGGAAUGUGUCUACCAGCGACUCUCAUCCCCUUGGACUGCUGCUGCAUGGUUGGUGUGUGCACCCAUGGGCUGUGCCAGGCAGGACUGCCCCGUAAAACAGCUGGUGAGAGCGGCAUGUUUGUGCGCGCUUGACCCGGGCGCUCGUGCCUCCCUGCUGCAGUAGGUUGGUAGCGACUUCUCAGCAUCCUCACCCAGCCCACGGCGGACAUAAACCACGGGCAUCCCUGAAGCACUGCCCGCGUCUCGUGUAGGACCAAGCUAGUGCCCAGGUGUGACUAAACAGGAGGAAAUUCACCUCCGGGUCAAGCUACAGCUCUGCUGGGGGAAAGCAGCUGCUCCUCAGCAGCAUCCAGGCAAUCUGGAGUUCUGGAGGGACAGCCCUCCUCUGCUCUGCAGGGGCGCGGAGCAGCACUGCCGUCCUGCUGCAGUGUGGCUUUCAGGGUGGCUGCGGGGAUCUCACGCCAGCCAGGCUCCAGUCGUUCUUGGUUUUAAAUACACAAAUUGCAGCCGGAGCCCAGAUCCAUAGGGUCGGGACACUGUGUCCCAGUGACCCCACGAGCCCAGCUCCGCAGUCGCCUGGAGCCUGGGGGCAAGGCAGAGGCUUCAUGGUGUGUAAGGUCGUUGCUGUGACAGCCUUGGGAAGAGCCAAACCACUUUCCCUCCCGCUGACUUUUGCCCUGCAUGGGGUAAGGAGCCUUUUUUUCCACAGCCUGUUUGUUUGUCCUCCGUUGUACUGCAUUAUUUGCACUAUCUGAAAGGUUUUGUUUGCAGCCUACAUCCCUCCUCCCAUCCCGAAGGAACAGAAGCUGUUCUUUUACCUGACUGCAGGAACAGACACGCUGCUCAGUCGGCGCCUGAACUACUGAUUGCUAAAGCGUCUCCUACAAGAGUAGGAAAAGGAACAGUCUUAACACGGGACACUCUAAUGAUCAGCUUUUUAAGUUAUGCACUUUGUUAAAAAAACAAAAAGAAAGAAGUUAAAUACAUUUUAAAUGUUAUUUAAUGUCUUUUCCAGUAAAAGCCAAAAUAAAUAAGUAGAUGAC
Chroicocephalus ridibundus (black-headed gull) is the source of this 6087-nucleotide messenger RNA. It is a transcript of the gene DDHD2, whose product is annotated as DDHD domain containing 2. The coding region runs from base 2373 to 4484 and encodes 703 amino acids. The record is from RefSeq and is a predicted model, not a curated record. Gene Ontology annotation, cellular component: cytoplasm; COPII-coated ER to Golgi transport vesicle. The transcript is spliced from 17 exons. Gene Ontology annotation, molecular function: triacylglycerol lipase activity; metal ion binding; protein binding. Lineage: Eukaryota; Metazoa; Chordata; Aves; Charadriiformes; Laridae.